AUGAGUCUUAUGAUCAUAAAGUGCGGCGUUCCAGAGGCAUUCAAGGAUACUAUAUCUAAAGAAAUAACAAAUGCUAAAGAUUCCCUUGCUAAAAUUGAAAAGCGCUUUGCUAAAAGCGAUAAAGUGGAAACAAGCACACUUCUUCAAAGCUUGAUUUCUAUAAAGUAUAAAGGUAAAGGAAACAUAAGAAAGUAUAUUAUGGAAAUGUCUAAUAUUGUUUCCAACAAUUCCAACAAAUUUAAGACACAAAAGCUUGAGUUUUUGGAUAAUUUACUCGUGCAUUUGGUGUUAAUAUUUCUUCCUGCACAAUUUGAUCAAUUUAAGAUAAGCUAUAAUUGA
Vicia villosa (hairy vetch) is the source of this 339-nucleotide messenger RNA. RefSeq lists its product as uncharacterized. The transcript has a single exon. Lineage: Eukaryota; Viridiplantae; Streptophyta; Magnoliopsida; Fabales; Fabaceae. The record is from RefSeq and is a predicted model, not a curated record. Bases 1 to 339 code for a protein of 112 amino acids.